AUGGCUGAAUACUGGAAAUCAGCUCCACGCUACUGGUGUAAACAGUGCAAGAUCUUCAUCCGCGACACGCCUUUCGAAAAGACCCAGCACGAAGCCAGCCCAAAACAUCAAGGUAGCCUCAAGCGUUUCCUCAGACAAAUCCACAAGGACAAUGAACAACAACAACGAGACUCACAGCGUGCGAAAAGCGAAGUUGAGCGAUUGCGACAGGCCAUUGGUGGCGGAUCCUCGACCGAUAAAGAUGGCGGCGCGAAACGAACCGCGGCACCAGCUCCCAAACCUACAGACCGGCCCGCCACUAUGGAAGAGAGAAAGAAACAGAUGGCACAGCUUGCGGAGAUGGGAGUCGCCGUCCCGCAGGAAUUCCGCGCUGAGAUGGCGUUAGCAGGGGAUUGGCAGACGACAUCUGAGACAUUGAUUGAGCCAAAGCAGGGAUUAGAAGGGCCCACAAAAUCGAUUGGAGUGCGCAAGCGCAAACAUGAAGGCGAAGGCGAGGAGGAGGAUGAGAAUGUACCUGAACCUGUCAUCAACAGAGGCUGGGGCUCGAGAAUGAGACAAUACCCCGGUGCACAGGAGGAGGAAGGCUUGGAUGAUCUGCUUGCAUCUACCAAGAAUAUCAAGAAGACUAAAACCUUUAUUCCGAAGAUUGAACUCGAUGAACGGGAGACUACUAUCGAACAACUCACUCCCACCACAAAGAAAGAAGAAGGAGAACAAGAACGAGGUUCUUCCAAGCCAGAGCCUCAGGAGACGAAUGAGACAAUCGAGGUUAAGGCUGAAGAGACCGCUCAACCUUCAGAGCCAAUUGUCGAAGAAAAACCGCCAAGUGAAGAUGCUACGCCAGGAGUUGUAUUCAAGAAGCGCAAGCCAAAAACGAUGAGAAAAUAG
Molecule: messenger RNA, 888 nt
Organism: Penicillium paradoxum
Lineage: Eukaryota; Fungi; Ascomycota; Eurotiomycetes; Eurotiales; Aspergillaceae
Product: putative formin binding protein
Exons: 2
Coding region: 1-888 (295 amino acids)
Biological process (GO): mRNA splicing, via spliceosome
Cellular component (GO): precatalytic spliceosome
Molecular function (GO): zinc ion binding; RNA binding
Source: RefSeq, a predicted model, not a curated record